AUGAGUAAUAAAACCGAGCUUGGCUUCCAAUCAAAAUCAGCCGGUAUGUUCGUCAUCAUCAUGAAGCUAUUUACUCUAAUGUUGGCCGUAACUGGAGUCUGGAGCGCCGUCCUGCCCGAAAAUCAGCAGGUGGCAACUGCGGCCAGGACGACGGGGUCAGGUGACUUAGCCACCGCCGAGACUUCAGCCAAGUUGCUAAAUCUUUUUGGAACUGGCUCUGGUUAUCCCAACUAUGGCUACAACUACAAUCGCCCGAUAAACGGCUACUAUCCCGGCCAGAAUACGAAUUUCUAUGGAUCAUCGGGAUAUUAUCCCGGUUCGGGUUAUGGCUCUAAUACUUACUAUCCCAACCAGGCGAGCUAUGGAUAUGGAUCGUCGAAUUACUACCCAACGCAGGGAUAUAACUAUUAUUCGACCAGCAGUUAUCCCACCACAAAUAUUCUGGGAUCGCAAGGAGGCAGUGGAUAUAAUGGAUAUGGUGGAUAUGGCGGCUAUGGAGGUAAUGGAGGUUUGAGGCAAUAUUCAGGCUAUUGGCAGCGGGAUUAUCAGGGUCAGCGGAAUCGCGGCUAUGGCUACUACGAUGAUACAGAUCGUUUUGGUCUGCCUGCCUCCAGAGAUCGUGGCUACAGCUCGAGUUCCUAUCGUGGCUAUAACUAAGUAUCUGCUUUCUGUGUGCGUCUCUUGUUAUUGCAUUUUUGUUACCGCUUUUCCACCGCUUUAAACCCCUUGACUAAUAAAAAAAACACAAUGAUACCUCAACUGCUACUAAUUUAAUGUGUAAGUUGUCGCUUUAGCUUGGCGCGUAAUUAAUCUGCUUCUAGGUUACAUUUCCAUGAGGCUUGAGGCAUUCAAAUUACCUGCGGACACGCCCAAUUGCACACUCAAAUUUGCCCAUUUGUCAUUCGUUCAUAUUCAUGCGCUCAGAAAAAAAGCAACCAAAGCCUCUCAAAAUUAAUUGAAUUUUUUCAGCUUCAUACCAAAAGUUGACUAUACUUAUUUUUUGUGUUUUUGGCCUCAUCGCGUUGCCAACUUUUGUUUCA
Messenger RNA from Drosophila takahashii, 1040 nucleotides. RefSeq names its product keratin-associated protein 19-2. The record is from RefSeq and is a predicted model, not a curated record. NCBI's taxonomy places the organism in Eukaryota, Metazoa, Arthropoda, Insecta, Diptera, Drosophilidae.